AUAACUAUAGGGAUGACAGCGGAGAUUCUUUCCUAGUAACAAUAAGCAGUGCUAUACGAGUACGUCAGGUUAUCCCAGCAGUUAUGUCCAUCUAUCUGAGGAAUGAAGUAUUUGAGGACACCAUCCGGUUAUCUAAGGACUACUGUACAGAUAAGAGGAUCAUUUGUUACCUUGUGGAUGAUGGUGGAUUUCUCAUUUCCAGUAACCUCGAUUCAACCACUAAUGUUGGUCGAUUUUUUGGAAUGUUUGAGGGAGACAUAAUGAGGCAGCUAACCAGUAGUGGAAUUUAUGACAAAGAAGAGCUGUAUGAUUUCCAAGCUUCCUGCGAAAGUGAGGAAACUAUUUUCAGUUUUGGUGUGAAAUCAUUCUAUGUACCUACUAUAGCAGAAUUCAUUAACUUCAACUGGUUUGUGACAAGUGCUUCAUGGUCGUUUGUCAAGCAGAUUUUUUAUCAAAUUUUGACUGGGGACUUCAGCAUUUUCACAGUGUUUGGUCAAGAAGUAACAACCGAGUCAAAGGAGGGAGAAGAGCCCAACAUAGAAAAACCACCAGGGAACGAGAGUUGCAUAAAGAAACAAAGGCUGUGGCAUUUUGGAAAUCUGCAAUCAGCUGAAGGCAAUGUUACAAAAAUAAAUUGUAUAAGGAAUUGGAAAGCAGCUAGGCUGGAUCUGGAUUCUAGUGAUCUUAAACCUACAAACCUUCUGUUAGUCGUAGUGGACGCCCCCGAUAACUCUACCUACUGCCCAUCGAGAGCAUUGAGUCAAGAGCCUGAGAAAGAUUCAGGACCGAAACCGGAAGAUGAGGCCAAGAAUCCGAGGUAUCGAAGGCGGCCAAAAAGCUGUUUUUAUACUCAUCCAGGUGAGCAGCAUAUUUGCAGUGGGGCAAUAAUUGUAGGACCCUUGUUGUGGUUAUUAGUUGCAGUUCAAAUGCUGUUGAUAUUCCACCAGUGGGUUUGACAAUAUGUAGAAUACUGAGACUAUUCAAUGGUGGAAACAUAAGAGAAAUCGACAAUGCGGUGGUGGAAUCACAAGAGUUAUAUCAAAUUAUCGAUGGAACUGUUUCCAAAAUUAAUGUUGUUAUUAUCCCUUUGUAGGAGCAGACACAUAUUUAGGGGUACUAAUUAUAGGACCUUUAUUUUGGUUAUUUUUUUGCUUUCCAAACACUGUUGGUAUCUUAGAGAUGGGUUUGACAAUUAGCAGAAAAGAAAGAUAAUUAUUAAUAAAAACCCAAAAUUGACUGAGACGAUUUGGUUGUGGAAACCCAGGUGUUGUAUCAAAAAAUCAAUAGAACAAUUUCCGAUUAUGGUUGUCUGCAUCGGAAAAAUUUUAAGUAUUUGACAUUUAGGUAUUAUUUGCAAUUUUGUAAGUUUGAUUUAUAUUUGAUAUUGUUUGCAAAUGAUAAUUUGAAUAUAAAAUCUCCUUUAUAUUUUUUUAGUUAUUUAUUAGAAAGUUAUUGAUGAUGAUUUACUAAUACAGUUAUUAUUCAUUUAUUAUUGUUAUAGAGUUAUAAUAAGAAUACUAGAGAAUUUGUGUGUGCUCAACAAGAUGGCUGCUUUGGAUCCAGCCAAUCGAAAUAUGGCUAUUAAAGCAUCUUUUUCAGUGGCACCCUCAAUUUACAUGAAAGUUUUGAGUAGGACUACAGCUAAGUUACCUGUACUGUGUGUUUAAAACUUGAGCAAACACGAUUUCGAUUUUCAUUCCUCAGUACUUUAUUUUUAAAUCUCCAUUCCACUCUGCCUUUUCCUAGCUAGGCUAGUAUAAUAAUUUCAUAAUAUUCUUAUUAAUAACAAUAAUAAUAAUAAUUCUGUAAUAAUAAUAAUAGAUGGAAAGAUUUAUAUAGCACAAGUAAACAUGUUCUUAUGUGCUCGACAAUAGGUAAGAAGACAACGAAAAAAAGUUGCUAAAUUAAAAAGCAAGGUAAAAAACAAAAAACACCAAGCUAGCACCUAAACCGAAGUAUGGGGUGACACCGCCCAACCGAAUGAAUAAUAAUGAUUAACAAAAUAAUAGUUAGUCCGAGGUCAUAUUUAUGGUUGUGAUAUGUACACUACACAUGGGACUUUUCCUUUGAGCCAUCUUGUUGAGUACACAUACAAAACUCUGCAUUGCUUCAUCACAUUGUUAGCACUAUAGUUGUUAUAAUACUCUAAAUGUAAUAAUAAUUGCGAUCUUGUAUCAACAAGGAAAAUGCUACACUUACUAUUUAUAGAGGUCAGUAUUUGUAUUUGAUUUUAACAUCAAUAGGACUAAAACCUUUUAAAAUCGAUCAAGUGUUUUUAAAUGUUUUGCUUUUAACCAACUUUAGAGGACAGAACAUGUAAAAUUGUUCGUGUCUUUAAAAAGUGAUGAAAGGUAUGGUACAAAACACAUUUUGCUUUUACAUUACUUAUGUUAAGUGCAUUUAUUAAUAGAAUUGGAAAUCGGAUAUUUUUCUUUGUAUCAGACCACCUGUAGAUAGCAACAAAAAAAAAGACAUAAUGAAUUUAAAGCUGUUAAAAUAUAAAAUCUGUAACCAAUCACUGUAUUUUUCAUGUAACAGACAGUGAAUGUGUAAAAUUAUUAAAAUCAUCUACUAAUUAAAAAUACAAAAAUAUUUAUGCGAAAAUCACAUUAAUUGUAUCUAUAAGCCUUUGUAUAUAAACUCAAUUAUCAAUUGGUUAAAGUGUUUCUAUAGGAAAAUCAAUUUUUCCAAUGGGAGAAGCUCUAAUUAAGGAUGUUUAUGAACAUGUAAAUUGAUUACAUUUAGAAAACAUUGAUUGUGUAAUCAGCAACUAUGUUUGUAGCCUUUCUUGUUCAACUACCGAAAUGUUUGUUUUCUCAUUUGAUGUGGGAAAGAUUUGAAAUGUGGGAGAAAUUUGUGCAACAUUUCUGUAAACACAUCAGCAUUGAUACUGAAUUGAAAGUUGCUUGCAGUGUUAUGGAUUUAAUUUAGAUUUGAUAACUAAAGAAGAUAUGACUCCUUUUUGUCACACUGAUGGAUAAUGCACUUAAAGACAUACUGUGAAUUGUAAAAUGAAAAUAACAAAAUUGUAGCGUGCAUCGAGUCUUUUUUCAGCAUUUAAAAAUUAACUCUGAAAAAAUUGGUGCUUUACUAAAAAAUGUUAUGUAAGAUAAGCUUUACAUUACUUUGUCUACAAAAGAAACAUUUUAAGUGUACUUAUUUAUUUGCUAAAGCUACUUGGUUUUAAUUUUUGAUUCAAUACCUAGGAAACACUGUUGUGUGUUAUUGUAUUUUUCAUCAGUCAAUGAGUAGAACUAAUACCAUGCAACCAAUUUAAUUUAAUCUCAAUUAUUGUAGAACACAAAAUAAAAAAAAAAUAUAUAAUUAUGUAGGUGUUCACUUUUUGUCAGUGAUUUUAUAAGCACCAGUAAUUGAAGACACUUUGGGUGGUAAUAAAAGUGAUUUGAUGGGUUGAUCACUGUAAAAUUCACACUAUACCACACAGACAUAUCAGUUUUUCUUUAAAACCAUUUUAGAAUAGGAUUUUGAUAUCUAAUUUUCUAAGUCUACUAUUCGAUUUAUUAUUGUACAUUGUAUCAGAGUAAAGAGAACCAAGCAUUUAACAGUGUAAUAAUAAAGCUGGUUUACUUAUUAUUAUAAAGGGUAUUUUUCUGUCAUUGUUCUUUCUAUAUUAUCCAUCCAAGGAUCUGAGAGAAAACAGCCAUUUUCUUGAGAGUUUUUUAAACGUGAAGGCGAUCAAUAAUUUUUAUUUGUGUCAGUUAAUGGGAACCAAUAUCGUAAUGGUUGGUAUGAAAGGCUAGUUAUUUGAACAUUGUGCGAAACGCACCACGUUUGCCGUUGGAAAAAUGCAUUUGUUUUAAGCACAAUGCGUUUUCAUCUAAAAGCUCCCAGUUUGCAGCCGGUACUGCAAUUGUCAUGUGAAGUGGAAUUCCGAUUUACUCUAAAUAUUUGUCAUCAGAAACCAAUUACUUUUUCAACUUUAGAUAAAUAAUAUGUAGAUAUUCAGUAUAAAGUAAUGUGAUAAAGUAUAUAUAAAAUUUUUCUCUUGAAUUUGCCUUUUUUAUAUUGAUGCUACUAUAUAAAAUUAAGAUAUUUAUUCAUAUUUAACUUGAGAAUAUGCAGUGUAUAUACGAAAGGAUUUAAUGAUAUAUUGCAAACAUGCACUGUUUGGAAAAACAGGUUUAUAAUGUGGUUUUUUUUUUUUUUUAUCAUUUUUAAAGUAUGAAUAGUCGUUUUGCUUUGGUUUAAACUAACUUGAUUUAUUUAGAUAUGUGUAUCUGUUAUUUUGAGUAUGAUGAAGUUAAUGGAAACAUGUUAAGAUUAAUAUAUUUAAAUUUUUCUAUCAGUUGGCUAAUUGCUUUAACUUCUGGUAGUUUACCUUGCCAUCAUACUGAUAUUUAUUAUAACGCUUUCUAAAUCACAACUUAAAUCUUGAAUGUAAAUUUACUGACUUAGCUCUGCCUAUUUCAAAGUGCAUAGAUAACGAGCAGAUAGAUAACUUGCACUAUAGUUAAAAUGUAAAACCAACUGAUAAUUUUUCCAUAAAAAUAGAGAAAAUUUAUACAAUUUGCAUAUAAUCUCUCGAUUUAAUUGUGAUUUGGAAUACUGUCUAUUGCAGUACCUUAAGAAAAUAUUGAAAAUGAUAGAUUUACAAGAUAUAAACUUAAAAUUAGUUGCAUAGUGUAUAAUGUUGACUGUGUGCAAUUGGCUACAUAGAAAUAUUUUAAGUACAGUAUUCCAACUUGUAAUAUACAGUAAUAAUUUUGAAACUUAUAACUUACAUAUAAGUUCUGAAAGUUUCUUUUAUAUAUAGAUAUACAUUUAUUGGCAUUGACAAUCGUCUGUGGAUAUUACAAUCAUUUUUGCAAUUGUCACUUAUAUCACCUGUUAAUAUUAAAGGUAUUGUACUAACAACACAACAUUAGGAUAUGAAACAAUGCUAUUUUCAAUAUAUUUGCUGGUUAAUUCUUGAGGAUUUCCUCAAAAACAUUUCUUGGAAUCUGAUAUAAUCAAGUAAAUAAGACAUGGGUUACUGUCUUGUUUAUCCAUUUACUAAAGGCCUAUUUACAUAAAGCAUGACAAUGGUUUGACAGCAUCAAAAACAUUCUGUUGUGCAAUACGACAAAAACUGUCGUGCACGUAACAUUCACGGUUUGUUUGGCCAUGGAGGAAUUAGUAAACUAAUUCCUCCAUGGUUUGGCUGUCUACCUGCUGAACUUGUUGCGCCACAGUUGCCGAAAAUGUUAAGUUGCUCUGUCGAUGUCAUGGGUUGCAGUAGCAUGCCACUUUUGUGCUCUCGAUAUAAACAUGGUAUUAUUAUGGAGGUAUUAUUAUCGCUAAUACUUCUGUGGUAAAAAUAAGGCGUUAUACGUCGGUGGGUUAUACCAUUAAUUAUCGUUUAUAUAAACCAGUAUUGUCAUAGUUCAUUGUAGAUCCAACAUUUCAAAGCAGUGUUCUUAUCAGUGUACGUACGCUAUACUAAUACGUAUGUAUAUCUAAAAUCAAGGAUGUUUUCAACAAACACAACAUGUAAUUUGGGAACAUUAACAACGUAGUGGUUUAAUUAUGUCAAAAAACAACUUUAACAAAACUUAGCUGUUAAUUCAGAAGUUACGUUAAAAAUACGUAUUUGUUGCUCUAAGAAAUUAGAACCUAACGGUAAAUUUUAUUAUAAGUUAUUAUAACGUAAAAUUGUUGCUUGGAAGGAGGUAUACCAGAGCUGCAAAAAUGUAUCAUUCAAAGUUUAAAUCAAGGGAUGCUCCCUGUUUGUGGUUACGAUUUAAAUGAAUAGAUCCGAGUUUUGGUAUUAUUGCUGUUAUUAAUAUUAUUGUUGUUGUAAAUGUGGACAUCGAUAGAUCUUGGGCAUUAUAAAUCCCCAAGGAUAAAUGGCAUUGGACACAUGUGUUCCGAUUGGCAUCAAGCUUAUUUACAAUAAAGUUGGAAAAAGUCAUCUUCAAAUGAGCGUUUGGUACUACAAGCCCAUGACGCUAGAUAUGUGAUGGAACUAGAUAUGUGAUGGAACUUGAUAUGAAAAGGACGUUUCUCAAUCUCAGAAAGCUCACACAAUUGAUAUAUGCAAAACUUAUUCGUAUAUUUGAUGUUUUAAGUGUUAUAAAAUAUCUAAAGAGCUAAGUGUUAAGCUUUCAAGAUUGUUUUUUUUUUUUAGUCUACAUAUGACUGUCUUGUGGAGACUCAAAUCCCUGCAGUAAAAUUCAAUAUAGUUUAAUCUCAUUAAGUCUAAAUAAAAAACAUCAACUUCUGGUAAAAGUAUAAUGGUCAUGUAUCAAUUAUGUAUUUCAUUUCCUACAUAUUUUUUUUUAUAACAAAUGUUAAGUGUCAACGUGACUUGUACUUGUUAAUAUGAUUGGUAUUUGAAUCAGCCUACACCUAAACGCACCACGAAAGUUAAUUGUGGUGAACUGUUAACGGGUAAAGAAUUAGUUUUGUGUACUAUUUUGUGAUUUCUCUUUUCUCACACAAAGUGGAUGAAUAAAGCAGUAUGAUGUAUUUA
Molecule: messenger RNA, 6472 nt
Organism: Anneissia japonica
Lineage: Eukaryota; Metazoa; Echinodermata; Crinoidea; Comatulida; Comatulidae
Product: voltage-dependent calcium channel subunit alpha-2/delta-1-like
Source: RefSeq, a predicted model, not a curated record